Mercenaria mercenaria is the source of this 19967-nucleotide messenger RNA. RefSeq lists its product as uncharacterized. The coding region runs from base 12 to 14483 and encodes 4823 amino acids. Lineage: Eukaryota; Metazoa; Mollusca; Bivalvia; Venerida; Veneridae. The record is from RefSeq and is a predicted model, not a curated record. The transcript is spliced from 7 exons. Gene Ontology annotation, molecular function: ubiquitin-protein transferase activity; ATP hydrolysis activity.
GGUUUGGAAUCAUGGCGUCUUCAGAGGAGAGAGGCACCAUGUUCUCUCUGAAUGUCAAAUUAUCAGCUUCUCCUAAAGAGUUUAUUCCUCUAAGGAUGCGUAUGAAAAUCUUUAAACAUAUAGAAUCGCAACUUCCGCUGUAUCAAAAGCAUAUGCACGCAGAAGAGAAUGACUUCUUUGACGUGAACGGCAUGGAAGAAGAACCAAAAUAUUGCAUGAAGUUGAAGUUCUCAGUAUUUGAUGAAGAGGGUUUAAGUAGAUUCUUCGAAUAUUCUAGAAUUUCGCUGGAAGACGGAAAGAGCCGUUUGUCAAAUAGCCUUACAUCUUUUUUUCAUCAACAAAAUUUACAACUUGAAUUUGAAUUUGGAUCAAAAACAAAAAUCAACAUUUUGGUGGGUAUGAGCGAAGAAGAAAGAAUGAUGGUUGCUGAUAAAUUAGCGGAACAAGAAGAGACGACACACAGUGAAGAGAGGAGCAUUGGCAAGUCCAGAAAUGAAGUAUCGCAUUCGUCAAACAUGCAAUCUCCACAGGACAAGCGCGUGAGGAUGACAUUCAUUAUAGAUGUACCGGAAGACAAGGACGUCACCUCCGUUAAGAUUAAAUGUCGUUCUAUAGAGGCGUUGAAUUGUGAAAUGUAUAGAAAUGAGAGAAGUAGAUCUAUAUAUUCAGCAGAUAUUGAAUUACCAGCGCAAUAUGACCCAGAUGCUGACUACUCAUAUGAAAUAUCUUUCAAAAACUCAGUCUUCUAUUUAGUAAAAUGGACGUCGAUAGUUACAUCAUCUGAGCUCAAACUACAAAAUAAAACUGUUCAUCGCGAUAUUCUGUCGGAUAAAGAUAGCAUAGUCUUACAUUUGCUUGAUUUAGUGCACUCUGUUUCUGAACGAUACAGUGAAACUGAAUUAUGCAUGCAGAUUGAAGAUAUCUGUAGGCAAGGGUGUAAUUAUGAUGGAGACGUAGAACGUAUACUAAGGGCCUUGCUAAAGGGUGGUGUACUACACUCACACAAGUGCCUCAUUCGAUUUGCAUUGGUUGUAGGAAAACUUUGUCAGUUUGAUACAGGGUCCAUUUACAAGACAAUAGAUUCGACCAUUGCUCAGGAAAUUCUUAAUGCGUUGUCACAGGAACGCCUUGCUGACUUUCCAACUUCUUGCUCUGACUAUAUGCCAGCGCUUUGCAAACACCUGUUUGAAAUAAGUUAUAAAAAGGACUUUUGUGUACUGGAAUUUUUAAAGCAUGCAUUCCCUUUUCUGGGCGAAGAUUUGGUACUAUUGGCGCUUCAAGACUACGUCUCUAAUCAUGAAAAGUUUGUUAAUGACAAUCCGUACUGCAACAAACUCGCAAAUGAUUUAUGUAGGUCAUUCUAUAUGGAAUUUAUUGGAACAGGAAGUCAAGCUUUCAAAGAAAUUAUUGAGUAUUUAUUUCGACAUCUACCUUUAGAAAUGACAUUACAAUCUUAUGGGCAACUUAUCAAACUUCCGGAAUAUGAGACUGAUGAGAUUAUACAAAGAGAAGAGGAUGCUCAUAUAGCAAUUACUGCAAGUAUCAAGUCUCAGAUAUUGUACUCUUGCAAAACAGCAGUAAAAGAGAAGAAAGUGAUAUCACUGUUAAAGCUAGCUAGUGCCAUAGGAAAGUUUGAAAGACUUUGCAACGACAAAAUCAUUCGAACCAAUAUCGAAGAAGGAGUGAUGACUUGUUUUUCAUCUCACAGUCUUAAAGAAACAACGGAACUUGAGCAGGAAGUACAGGCAUUUCUACAAAUGUCUGCGUGCUUUUUGGAGUUAGAAUCGCAACUGUUGCUGUUGACAUGUAUAUCUGAUUCCACAAAUAGCGCUGUUCGAAGAUUAUUUAUAGUGUUAAACAGAGAGCACUUUUUUGACGAAGCCUAUGGCUGUCUAGAUAUUGACGUGUAUAAAUCUUGGCUGCUGAACGAAAUUAAGACUCAUCAAACACAGAACGAAGACGAGCUCCUAUAUACUUUCAGAACUUUGUGUGAAAUGCUGAAGCUGCCUAUUAUGUCCGAAAGAGCAGAAAUUACAAAAGAACUUGAACUUGUGACUAUGAAUUUCCUAAAACGGUACACUUUGAAGGAGAUGCUGUAUCAUAUAGAAAAGAUUGAGCACCUCUGUGGCAAUGAAACAGCCGUUUCAUAUUUGUAUAAGGAACAAGUUAAGGGGCGUUUAAAGAACAAAGGUUAUACACCAACUGAAGUAUUGGGGUGGUUCUGCCCCAAUGGAUCUUUGAGAGUAAACUCAAAGACAACUGGCGAUAUUGUGUGCACUGUAAUUGACUUGUUUUUCGAGAACUCUGCACAAGACACACUAUUUGAUAGCUUCAUCAGUCAGAUUCCCCAUGUUGCCUUCUGGCAACUUAUCGUUGAUGGUGAAGGCUCGCGGUUACAAGAUGUAAAAAACAAUGCGACAUACAAACAGGUAAUAUUUUGUGUCAAACAAGUAGCUUUUUUACUGAAAAAUGGUGAGGUAGACAUUAGUUUUAUGUCAAAACUCAAUGUAAAGGACGAGAAUACAAAAAGAACUCUGAUAUUAGGAGGAAUGCAAAAGAAAGAUAUUGAAGCUAUGCAGACCAGCUUCAAGAAAGUGGUUGAAAAAGUGACUCAGGAUAUAAAAAAUGUCAUAGCAGUUCUCGAAGAAGUGCAAAUUAGAAGGUCAAAUACAAUGAUUCCGAAACUAUCAGCUUUACUAGAAAAUACCAAGUUGAUGAAAGCAAAGAUAGAAAGCGGCAGCCUGUCAGUAAAGGAAUCCAGUUCUGUAGGAUGGCUUUGGGGUGAUCUUGGCGACUUACCAGAAAUAUGCCGUGUCUUGCAUCCGGUAAUAAAAUCAAACGUUUUCUGGAAUGUGUCAAGAAAAGCUGUUUUGGCAUCUUUUUUAAGUUCUCUUCAGUCUGGGACAACUUUGGAUGGUCUCGUUUCAAUUCGAUAUCUUUUUGAUGCUGACACCGAUGACAACGACGUUCAGGAAAUUAGGCACGCGGAACAGAUUGUUCGUUUUUUGAAAAUCCUAAAGACGGAAGGCAUUGAGUUGUUCGAGAAACACUGGACAUAUUUAGAGACUGACAAUACUAUACCGAUGCAAUAUGUACUGGAAAUGUUUGAAAAUGCAAAAAUUCCUGACGAAAUCAAAAUUGCAGACACGUUCUUGCAGCGGCGUAUCAAAAACACUGUGAAAGAAACACUCUCUCAACUUUGGAGGAAAAACGAGGUUUUGAAAACAGCACAAGCUAUGACAUCUGUACUUGAAGUAUUCGGUUAUGAUAUUUCUAAGGAUAAUGAAGUUCAUUUAGCUCUUAAAUCGUUCGAAGAAGUGACCCAGCAAAAUAUUUCUGAUUGUACUUUGCUCGACGUCCAAAAAGCACUACAAACGGUUUUUUCUUUGGCGGAUGCGUUGACUGGAGAAACUGUUUACAUUAUGACAGAAAUAGGAAAAUCAUCUCUACUCAUAAAGUUCCUGAAACAGAUUGCAAUCGAAGAUGUUCGAAAUUUGAUUGACGCGGUGGAAGAUAUAUUUGAGUCUCAUGUUCAAGAGUCAACUGUUUCUGCACUUAUUGAAGCCAAACGUUUUUUGCAACCUCUACUACUUACGUCAGCAACUUUACAAGAGAAAGGCAGUCGUUGGAUAUUCAAGACGUUGCAGAAACAAACAAAUUCACUAGGGGAAAAUGCAGGCAGUUUACCAGGCAAAAUAAGUGAUUGUUUUCUUAAUUUGAAUAACCUAAAAUCACUUUAUAACAAUGUUGCGAAUCGAGGUCAACAGACAAAAGAAGUAAUUAAGAACAUCAUAACAAAAGGAAGGUUCGUAUUUAUGCUAUGUACUGAACAAGAUCGCGUGAUGUUUGAAGUUUCAUAUAAAGAAAACAAGAAUAGAUUUUCAAAACAGGAGGCAACUAUAUCAGAUAUUCGAAGUCGAGCUCUUCUAUUACUGAACUCGGAACGGCAGUGUACUGAAAGCACUUUAAAUCAGGUGGAUUUCAGAAGAUUUAUAGAAUCUGUAGAUUUAUGUUUAGAGAUACGAGAUUUACUCAAUAACCUAUUUUCCUCCGGUCAUAUCAGAUACAAGUCCUUUAAACUAAGUUUACAGUCAGAGCAGCUCCAGCAAACGAAAGACAGGCUUAAAGGUGAAUUAGAUGAUUGGAUGAUUAGCAUUCAUCAUGCUAGAAACAAAUACUAUUUGAUGAAUUUUAUUCAAGGCUGUCAGAUUCGUGUUAUAUCAGAUUUUCUGGAAAAGGGGUCUGGCAGAGAUGUAGUAGAGGCUGUACUCAAAUACAUCCAUCCUAAUCUAAAUGUCCUGACACUAUCGGCAACCUUCCGAAAAGAUAUGUGUCUCUUAAAUGAAAGUUUGAUGCUCGAUGAAUUAGGCAGAUCUCUCCAUGAAAUGUAUGCUAACUCCAACCGUUUCAUGAAAAAUAUGAAAUGUGAAGAUUACACAACGAAGAUGACUAAAUGUGUCAACAAAGGCAAGGUUCUGGUCGCCCAGUUAGAUGAAAAGAGUGGUUUUGUUAUAAGGACCGUUCUUGCUUUGUACAGAAAUACUACACAGCAGUUUCCUGAGCCAAAUCAGUUAUUGUUUUGCACUAAAGAUACAACGUGGGAUGAAAUAAACUUACUGCUUCAGAGGUGCAAAGGUUCGUAUUGUUUUUAUGAGUCAUUGCCUUUGUAUUGUUUGGCAAACGUUGAACUGCUGCCAAAUGAAGUCCAGUUUAGAUUAGUUGAAGAAUUGCAGACGCUUAGAGGUCGUUCAGACUUCCUUUUUGCGAUAGUAUGUCGCGGCUCAAAAAAUCAUCCUUUUAUGGAUCAGCUAAAUGACAAUGUAGUGACAGUUCAACCAGUAUCCAAUCAGGCAAUUGAAAAUUUAUUUCAUGCUCAUCAUCCGAACGUAUUUACCUUUACAUCAGAAGUGGCUGGCCUAGGAAAAUCGACACAUAUUUGCCGAAAGUCUGCAUAUGCUGGUCGCAGUACUGUUACACUUCAUAUUAGCGGACAGGUUAGAAAGAGCACUCUGAUAGCAAAUUUGAAUGAGCUAAAUGUACGUGACUUCCAUACUUUACACCUCGAUAUCGGGGUAGUCGACGAACCAGGUGAACUGGACACAUUCCUUUUUGAGUUAGUGGUAUUGAAAUUUGUUGCAUCGGGGAAGUUAGCAUUUAGCAUGCCGACAGAACAUAUCUACUUUGAGAUAAGCAACACAAUUAAUAACGUAUUACGAAAUAAUUUGACGACAGUAACGUCUUUUAAAAGGGAACAUUUACUUUGGAAUGACUUCUCCGACUUCAUCUGUAGUCAAGAAAUUAACAGCCACGUACAGGUUGUUUGUCAUUACUUGCAAGCACUCAUGAAAGGUAGGGUCGAUAAUGAGGAGUUGUGUUUUUCUGGUAAAAAGGCUUUAAAACCUUUAACUGCGGGAGAGUGUAGAACUCUUCUGAAGACACAUUUAAAUAUAGCAUCAAAUAUAUCUUUUGCAAUAGUCCACAUAUUCCUUAACGUUUUAUCCGACCAGUUGAAAAAACUGUCAUAUAGUGCCUUUUUUAAGGUGUCUCGUAUUUCUGAAAUGAUCGGGAAGUCCACCGUUCCUACUGUCAGAAGUAGCUUAGUGAAAGCAAUGAUCGAUGUGUCUAUGGAAUUUGCAGCUAGGUCUGUAAAUGCAUGUAGAUCAACACAAAGCUCAACAUUAGAAAGUGAUAUAAUUGGGGGAGCCAAUGACAAAGUAGAUGACGAUUUAGUAGGUAAAAUAAUAAAACGAGCCGAUGGCAUGAUACGAUGGGAAGAAAGCAAUCACUUAAUUUAUGUCUUCCAUAAUCAAAACAUACACACGCUCUCACCAAUGUACCGUGAUAAGGAUAAAGUCCCUGAUCAUAUUCGAGAACUUUUUGAAAGACAAAUAAAGAGAACACUCCCAGAUUUUAGCGCAAUGAAUCAGGUUGAACUACAAAAUAUGCUACAGAGAGUUGCGCGAACAAAUCCAACUUCACUUCAGGAGGAAAAGUUACGUGAUAUGUCGAAGGACUAUGCUCUUACCCCUGACAAUCUCUUGAAAAUGGUUUUGAUAAUGAUGCGAGUACAGUCCAAGGUACCUAUUUUGAUAAUGGGGGAAACUGGUUGUGGUAAAACAUCUCUGAUAAGGUAUCUGGCGUGCAUUUGUGAAGUUCCUUUUAGAGUGAUAAAUAUACAUGCCGGUUUGUACAAAAAGGAAAUAGUCGAUAUCGUAAUGGAAGAGAAUGAAAAAAGCUUAAAUAAUGUUGGUACUCAAAGAUGGUUGUUCCUGGAUGAAAUUAAUACGUCCGAGAACAUAGGAUUGAUAUGUGACAUAAUUUGUCAUCAUAGAUGCAUCACAUCAAUAUUGUCACCAAACUUAGUCAUAAUGGGUGCAUGUAAUCCAUAUAAGUUGAGGACAGUAGAGGCAAUUCAUACUGCUGGGCUUACAGGUAAAGUAAAAACAGAUGAAUUGUCAAAACUAGUUUAUAGAGUUCUUCCAUUGCCAGAAAUGAUGGUGGACUACGUAUGGGACUUCGGUAGUCUAAACGAGAACGACGAAUUGAAGUAUAUACAAAGAAUGGUAGAAGGCGUUUUUGAAAACGGAUCCAGGGAACAUGUCUUAUUUAGCGAUCUCCUAUCCAUUUCACAGACGUUCGUCCGUAAAACAGAAUUGUCGACCUGCGUUGUUAGUUUACGAGAUGUACAAAGGUGUAAGACACUUGUGCAUUGGUUUAUGACAAUUUUGAAAAUCAAAAGUAUAAAGGAGAACUUUCGGUACCCCUUACAGCUAGAUAUAGGAGUUAAAGCUAUCAUUUUAGCUCUUGCGCACUGCUAUCAUAGUCGAUUUAGUAACAAGUCAGUGAGGUCGAACUACCGUAGAGAAUUGCUUGAAGGUUUUGAAAGAAACAAAUUUACCUGUAUAUCAAAGGAGACGGAUAUCCACGAUAUUAUCAUAGAGGAACAAAAGGACAUUUUGGACAGAAUGGAUUUACCACAUGGUACAGCGAAGAAUACUGCUCUUCAGGAAAAUGUAUUUGUCAUACUGGUGUGCAUAUUAAACAAGAUACCAGUAUUUGUGGUUGGUAAACCGGGAUGUAGCAAAUCAUUAGCAAUGCAAGUUAUCAGAAGUAACCUGAGAGGGAAGGAUUCUAGGGAUGAGUUUUUUAAAAGAUUGCCGCAAUUAUACUGUGUGUCUUUCCAGGGGUCAGAAUCAUCGACUUCUGAUGGAAUCAUCAAAGUCUUCGAGAAGGCUGAAAACUACCAAAAGUCGAGUAGCAAAGAUUCUGUAUUGUCAGUUGUGAUCCUAGAUGAAAUAGGUCUCGCAGAAAUUUCACGAUUUAAUCCCUUGAAAGUGUUGCAUAAUCUCCUUGAAUCGGAAGGAAGAAGUCAACCGAAUGUAGCUGUUGUAGGUAUUUCCAACUGGGCAUUAGAUGCAUCUAAAAUGAACAGAGCUGUGCAUUUGUCUCGACCUGAUAUGGACGAAGAAGAAUUAUUCGGAACAGCCAUGUCAAUAAGUAACUCAUUAAUAGAAAGCAUACAAGUUCAUGAAGGCUUCACAUGGAUUGAAAAGACGAAGAGGAAUACACUUUCCCUGGAAGAUAUAGAGGAAGAAUUACGGCUUGUAGUCAAGUCUUACAUAGCAUACACAAAAAAGCUUCAAUUCAAAAAUUUUCAUGGGCUGAGAGACUUUUACUCUCUUGUAAAAUUCAUCGCUAGAAAACUUGCAGAGGAUUACAAGAGCCUUACUUCUCAAAAGAAGUCAGCUGUUAUCAUCGAAGGACUUCUAAGAAAUUUUGGUGGUUUGAAGUCGGGUCGACAACUUUUGUUUGAUCAUUUUACGGACUGUUUUCAGAAUACCGCUGAGGUAAGAUUCACUUCCGUUGAGCUUAUUGGAAGUAACAUAGGCGACAAGAUAGCGAGGCAUCUUAUGAUUAUCACAGAAGGCGAGUCUGUCCUAGGGAUUUUAGAACAGAAUCUGAGAGACACAGGUAGAGGAAGGAAAGAAAUCAUAUUUGGUAGUCAGUUUGAAGAGGAUCUAACAGACGAUUACAAUUACAGGAUUCUAAGUAGAAUCAUUCUGUGUAUGGAACAAGGAAUUGUUCUUGUGUUGAAAGACUUAGAGAAUAUUUAUGGUAGCCUGUAUGAUAUGUUGAAUCAAAAUUACACUAGGAUAGGAAAGAAAAACAACUGCAGAGUUGCGCUUGGUCCGUACAGUAAUCCAUUUUGUCAUGUUGAAGAUACUUUUCGCUGCAUUGUGUUAGUUGAUGAAAGCAAAGUUGAUUAUACAGACCCACCUUUCCUUAAUCGGUUUGAAAAGCAGAUUCUUUCCUUCGCAGAUGUUAUGGAUUAUGAGGAAUCAAAUCUUGUUAGCGAAUUGGAAAAAUGGAUUGAAAGUAUUACAACGAUUGAGGGAAAACCAUUUUCAAAAUGCAAUGCAUUGCCUUAUUAUAAGGAGGAACUGAUCAUUUCACUUGUUUUGUUUUUCAAGAGAAAAACUGUUCAGUCGGAUAUCGGUUUACUACUAGAAAAAUGCAAAACCGAAUUAUUGUGGAUGUUGAGACCAGAGGUUAUUGUUCGGUUGUCACAUGUUGAUAAUACCACUGUACGACAUUCGAGUGAACAGAUGAAAAACAUUUAUUUCCAGCUGCCUCUGCAUGGCGGUCUUAGAAAUUUGAUAAAAUAUCAGAUAAAUGAGGACAAACAUGAACAAAUGACAGUAGUAUUUACCAGCAGUAACAUUCACACGAAAAUCGCUUAUGAACUGAACAGUUGGCGUUAUCAGUCGGAAAGACUCGGUGCUUUCAAAUCAGAAAAGCAAUUAUCCAUAAAACUAGAACAGUUUUGGGAUAACCCAGACAUGCAGAUAUUGCUAGUGCACUGCAGUGCACGAGAGGAUGACAAGCAUAUCAUGUUGACAAAGUCAUUGAUUGAAAAAUACAGCAGUGAGUAUUUGGAAAAAUCUGAUCGAGCAUGUUUCAAGUUAGUAUAUCUUAUUGUUCAUUUAGGCUGUAGAGAUUCGCAACUGAACGACGAGUCGACAAGAUCGUUGUCACAGAUGAAUUAUUUGUCGGGAUGGAAGUUGCUUCUGUUGGAAAAUCUUGAAUGUCCAAAGACAUCACUUCCGGUUUUCUGCUCGAAGUCACUGCUGGACACAAUAGAAGACAUGCUACCAUUGACUGAUGUUUUGAAAGAGGAACUGUUCUGGGCAUUUACGAGGAUUCAGUACGGAGUUCACGGACGUGAUGCCGAGAGUAUAAAUAAUGUUAUUGAUAAGGUAAACAACUCUGACGACUUCUUACGAUACUUGGGUGAAAUGAUCUGGUCAUACAUACGAGAUUCGAGUAAUGGUCAGAAUGAUGCUGACUGGUUUGUCCGUGUUGCAUGUGACACACACGCCUUGAAUACAUCUGCUUUUCUUAUAGAUGCACUAGAACAUCAGAUUAGGUGUGUAAUAAAAAUCACAUUGGCAAAGAUUAUCUUUAAACUGGAACAUAUAGGUGCUAUUGAUAGCUACUUUGUAGAAGAUGGAAAUUCCAUAGAGAGAAAAACAGUCUGGUAUGCUAACAUGAAAAAUGAAAAAAUAUUUUCAUAUCAUAUUGAAGGCAAACCAAUAAAGGACGCUACUGGACCUGAAUGUUACCAGUGUGACACACCUGAUCUUGCUUUGAAAUUACCGUUCAGUCGUAUUAUAUUUGAAAAGAUUGAAGAAACGAAAGACUUAUUUACAGAUGAGGUAUCGCGUUCUAAACUUAAAUGUGAUUUGGACACUGACGACAACCUGCCAGAAGAAAUAAUGGGCGAAAUUAUCUUGCAGCAAGAGAGCUUCAUACUGAAGAGGCUAUCAGAUAUUCUUGAAUUUGAUGACACUUUUGAGAUGUUAAACAGUGACUACGUGAUUGAUUUUUGCAAUUUGUAUUCUUACACCUUGUCAUCAGUCCUUGACCGAGAUACAAGAAUUGAAUAUAUGAUAUGGAUAAUAGAACAGAAGACAAAUCUAGAUUGUACAGAUAGUUUACGUCUGUUAACGAGUAUUCAUUGCACAUGUUGGUCACAUAUGCCAGUUUUUGGAUCUGUAAUUCAACUUUUAGAGCUGUGUGCAAAUGUUUUCAUUGGGGAAAGCUCAAACGUUUUGACACUGUUCAAGCAAGCUAUUAAGAACAAUACUAGUUUUGGGUCGGCAGAGUUAGGAUCCAAUGAUUCACAAAAGGAAAGUGAGCUGCUUAGUGACUCAAAUUCUAGUGUACUGCAAAGCAACGAUGGAUUAAAAAGGGAAAAGCAAAAUGAUAGUAUGGCUACUGCUAGUUUCGACAAAAUGAAAUAUGUCGAUGAAGAAUUGAAACAAAAACACAUUGCAAGUAGUAACGCUACUGAUGUUGAGUAUUUGUACGAACAUAAAGAAAAUGCAGAUGAAUUGAAAAGGAAUUCUGGAUACAAUGUAGAAAACAACGAUUUUUGUCGGUCUGAAACAAAUGGAAUGUCUGCACAAGAAAGCUUUGAAACAUUCCAGAACAAAACUUUAACAGAAAAUGAACAAUCUAACAUUGAAAACUUCACACAAGACCAUCGAUAUAUACCGUUAGACAAUACAUGCAAAAAUGAGCAUUUAAAAUGUGAAUCAGAAACAAAUACACCUCCAAAAGAUCAUGUGGUAAUAAUGUUUACUUGGUCUGGUGAUUCAAUUCAAGACCUUGUUUCGUUUGUUUGUUCCAGAAUGAUUCCAACGACAGCUAAUUUUAGUCAAUUUACUGGAUUAAAACACUGGCAAAUAGCAGUAAGAAACAUUUUGAUAGUUGCAGCUGAAGUAUCAACAGAUUCUGAAGCUCUUCAUGCAUUAAGACUAUGUAAUGAUAUUGCCACAGAUCUAGUAAUGCCAUAUGAUUUGAAUAUUACAUCAUUGCAAAAUGUGGGGAACAGCUUGCUAUCGAGCAGUGUUGACUCUUAUGAAGUAUUCUUGGGCGUACUAAAUAUGUUCCGCCAUGUUCAAUGCGCAGAGUCUUCUGCCAAUGUUCAGAGAAUAAUUAGUCAGUUUUUGAUUAGAUGUUUGUCUGUCAACACCGAUACUACGGCCUACACCUAUAUGUUAAAUGCCAUACUAGAAAGUAGUAUACCCGAAGACAACUUGCAACUUUUAAAAGCCCCAUUAAAUUUCAUAUUGCAACAGGAACUUGGCGAAAAAAAUAACUUAUUUAGAGAGGUGCUUGUAGAUAGUAAUGAAAAUGACAACCUUGUACGAGAAUCAGGUGACUUUUUAAGCGCUUUAGAUAGCUGUGUACAUACUCUUUUUAUACAAGGCCGGAUUGAAAGUCCAUUUGUACUUCUCAUUGUUGACUUACUACAAGAAAUGUUUGACACAGAUGACGAAAGAGAAAAAUCCUACGACUUAAUACUUACGUCUGGUAAAGUACUUCAGGAUAACUAUAUUGGCUUAGCAUUCAUCGCUGCAGUUGCGUAUUUAAAGGCUGCAAUUUGGUACGUUACAGGUCUGAUAUCAAAUUCAGACCAAACCGAUACGUCAAGUCUGCUAAUUGAUUUAAACGCAGUUUUUUCUGGAUUAGGUGACAUUCCUAUUCAUAAGUCCCUGUUAGAGUAUUUUUUAAAGGGACUUGGAAAUAACUCUGCAAUAUGUACAGUCAUGAAAGACUGCAGCAAUAUGUCAGGAGAAUAUCCGUUCCUUCAAAGUGUUGUUUGGACGGAAGGAUAUUUAUCAAAGACGCUAGAGGGUAAUCCGUUGGCUUUGGAUGUACCCAUUGAAAUGUUGCAUGAAGGAGAAUCAUAUAUGGCGAUAGAACAAUCGACAGAAUCUUAUAAAACUAGCAUGCUCAACCUCAUGAAUCUCUCCGCAAAAGCAUCCGUGUCUGGGCUGUUACUUUUAUAUUCUCUAGUAGUGAAGAAAUACUAUUUACCACGAUACCGAGGCAUGCUUAAUGACAUAGAAAGGAGUCGUGCUGCAAUUCUUUUAGAGCACUUCCAGAAACAUCAGCAUUCCGUUGAGCAACAGACCUUGAUGGAGUGUGCACUGGGAAAACGUGAUUUUCUGGUUAGUCACUUUAUGCAUGGAGAAGAGUCUUCCUUCCAGCAGUACUUGCUGAAUUCCAUCUUUGUGUCCUGUUUUGCACGUUCUCUUUGCUGUUGUGAAGAAACAGAGGGACAACCCUUGUCAUAUUUGAAACGGUGCCUUUUGAAACCUCUGCAGUUAAAAAGUUGUUUCUUACCUGGUUUCCCCGACAGGACAAACACGGCCUUAUUUGAAAUGAAAAAAACUGUCAUUAAAGAAGGCUCAGUUUUUGCGAUGUGUGCGUGUAACAGGCGGUUGCUAUAUCGUACGCAAGAAACAACAUUGAUAUGUUUUGUUUGCAGGAAAGAAAUUCCGCAUGAAAAUACAGAAGUAAACGUCCUAUGUAAGACGUCACAUCAUGUUCCUUCUCCAGGUUUAAGGUACAAACCACACAUGGUAGAAAUGCAGAAGAAAGUGAGAAAACUAUCAGACUUUUCUUCCAAUGUUCUACAGCUAAUCGUGAAAGGAUGUUUGCUUGGAUCAGUAGCACUUGGAAUAUCAAACGAUGCGGACUUGGAAGAAUUAAUUUCUGACACGUCGUCAGAAAUUAACGUAAGCAGUCGAAUAGAAAUAGAAAUAUACAACCAUUGGAAGAAGUUAAAAGAAAUGAUGAAUAUGGAUGAUCAUGACGUUGCAAUGUUUUUGCAUUCAAUAUUGAUUCAAGGUAGACAGCUUCUUUUUGAAGAACGAAAUGCGUUUGUAAAUGCUACUGACAGAGAGCUUUGGGAAAAUAAAUUUGAAACAGUCAUUUCAGACUUACUUGAUGAUCGUAUUCACACUAUUCAGCACAGUAUUAUCAGCUGUAACAGUCUAUAUAACUUACCAGAUGAUUUGAUAGAAGUUGUUAUACGUGAAGCGAAUGAUUUGCAAAUUACCUCAAAGCAAACUCAGCACGAGCAACUACCUAGUCUUUUCAAAAUAUCAGUUAAACCUUCGAAAACUGAUUUUCUAUGCCAGCUGUGGCGUUAUAGGAAGACAUAUCCAUUCUUGGCCAUAUUUCUUAAGCAAGAGACCCAGCUCAAGCUUCUUAAACAUAUACACCAUAUUCUUCAAUGGCAUAUGGUAACUGUUGUAAACGCAAAUUACUCUUUCAAACGGAAUGACUGUUUGAAUAUGACAGUUCGGGAAUUCCAUAAUAGUCUCACAGAUCAAAACAAACGGAAAAGGAGUACGAGAAAAUUUGAAAACUUCAGAAGUUCUUGGAGUACUGUUAAGAAGGCAUUGGAAAAAAGUGAGGGGUUUGAAACGCUUUUACACAUAAAUUUUGACACAAAAAUGAAUGACUGUUUGAUACUUGACACUCACUGCGAUAUUUAUAAAGUUUUGUCUUUUUUGAUAAACACACAGAACGACUUCAUUGAUACGGCUUUGCAGCUUUCGUUUUCCUGUAAAAACCUUCAGUUCCUUCUUCGGGAUUCUGAUACAGCCUGUUUUAAGUGUGUACCGGUGACAGAACUAGAGAUGGACAAUCUUAUAGAUGCCAGCUUCAAUUGGGAAGAGACUCUUGCACAAGAGUCGAACAGUGGUUUAGGGUAUGGACUUGGAAAACAAGUACACUAUGACUUCUGUAAUAUCGAGAAGGAACUGUCAGUUGACUUACUCGUUCGCAAGGCAUAUAUAAACUUAGAAGCUCUUCCAAAGAUUGUUUUCACUGACGAGUUAUACCGGAAUUUCGUUACCCUCCUUGCAGAUGUUCAUCAUUCCAUACCUCAAGAAUCACUCCCUAAUGACCUAGAAGUGUCAUUUAUGAAAACAAAUAAAGACAUUGCAAACAUGUCUCUAGAACUUAUCAAUUAUCUUGAUAUGAUUCUGACACUAAUAAAGAAAGUGAAAUGUGAUAAAGAAAAAUCCUUGUCAGAGUUUGUGAAAGAGCGUAUUAACAUUUUAGGUCAAUUUCCUUCGCAUUACCUACCCAGUCCAGAAAACAGAGUGAAAAUCUGCCAUAUAAUCUCCUUACACGAGUUGUUAGAAGAACUGAGUGUAGAUCGCAUCAUUGGGAGCUUAGGCGAAGCAUAUAACACUGACUUAGGAGCAGAUAUAGAAGACCAUUUUGCGAAAAUGGCUAUUGCAAGCUUAAGAAAAUCAGAAUGUGUGUUGAAGACAAUUAAAAGAUUUAUAUACAGAUGUAUCUUCAUGGGCAAUACGGACCCGGAACAACCACUGUUACAGUUUCUCUGUCAUGGAUCGUUUUGGUCAGUGUCUGUAUUUAAGGACGGCAAGUUAAAAAUAGAUGAUAAAGAAGAAGAUAUUAAAGACAUUAUUCUUCCUGAUGUCCUUGUCUGCCAUGUUGUAUCAUUGGUUUCUCUAUUGCAUGAAUGCAUAGAGACACAAAAGCAAGGUGAACUGCGAAUGGACCAUGUAAUUACAAGUUGGAAAAGUAAAGGUGAAACUUCAACAAAAGUAACACGUCAGAGGAAAGCUGUAAAAAAACUGCGAAAAACUUAGUCUGAUUCGUCUAUCGAAUGUCUUGAAGUGGACGGUGCAGGUAGACAGAAACGCUGAAGAAUACUUGAGAGGCUUAUUUAGGCUAAUCACUAUCUAUACAAUAAAAGGGACUACGUUUAUUAAAUAAUUGUGUUUUACAUACAUGGUUACAUGUAUUUUAUAAGUUCAGAACAUGCAUACAUCAGCAGAAGUUAAUGUCAGUUUUGUGAAAAAUUGUAUAUAGUUCUAAAUUAAUAUUCUUUGUAUAUGGGCUGUUCCAUUAGUGACAUGAUGUAAUUAUUGCACAAUUAAUCGUUUAAAAUACUGGAAUAUCAUGGUUUUUGCUUGUGCUCAUGCAGAAACUAGAAAGUAGUAUAUUUUAAAUCAGUUAUCAAAGACAAAUCAGAUUCUACCACACUGAUAGAACAAAUAAAUGUUGUUUGAGUUGUCAUGGCAACAGAAAUUCUAAAGCAGCCAUGCACCUUGAGAAUAUAGAGGUGAAAAGAUAAAAAGGUCCGUGAUGAAACCAAAAACAUACACGAUAAAGUUAUUUUUCAGUACAAACAUUUCGAAUUGUUUCAAAAUAUUCAGAUGUAUUGUAAUUAGUUAGUGAUACGCAUAAUUUGUCCGAAAAAUUGUUGAAAAAGACGUUAAACCCGAACACGCACACACAUAAAUGACAUGAAAAAUACACACCAUGCAGGACAACUUCAUAAUGCCUUCGAUUGCUUUCUUAACCUCGCGUCUUUAAAUGCCUUCGUUGACUUACUUAAUAGCGCUGUAAGUCCUGAAAAAGUAAAGACACGUUCUUCAAAUUUUCAGAUUCGAAAGAUAAAAGAAUAUUCUUAGUAAAAUAUUUCGUGUGAAUAUUUUGUUUUCUCAAUUUUGAUUUUUUUUUUUGUCACUCAUACAGGUUUUGUUGUUAUGGAACUGCCAAUACGUUUGCUGUGUAAUUGUAGUUUAUUCGUUAAUUUAUAGUUUGCUUUGAAUGGUCAAGAACUUUGCAUCUUCACAUAUUUAGUAGAGUUCAGUAUUGCACAUAGAGCUUAGAGUAGAUCUUUGUUCAUGUUUCCGCAUAUGAACAUGAUAUAUUUCAUGAUUAAUUUUAUUAUUCCUGUAUAUAGAUAAUUGGCCGAUUAGUACGUCAAAAGUAUAUAUUCCUGUCCUUUGAUGCAAUGUAGAUUAUAGAUUUAUAGAUGUAAAUACCAAUGGCAGAAGAAGAACAAUCUGAUCUUGUCUCACUGAUUAUCCUCCAGCUGUCAGUUCAGCAGGUGGUUGACAAUUCCUAAAAUCUGUGCUCUGGCUGACAGAAAUUAGCAACAUGUUGAUUGAAUUAAAAUGCAUAUUUAUAUAUACUUUAUGUACAUCAAGUUGUUCUGUAGAUCAAUAUUAAUUUUACUUGAAAGCUCCUACUGUGUUUUUAUUAUCUGUUUAUUUAUGUAAGGUUUUAGAGACUUGGUUACGUUAUUGUUUUAUUGAAAACAUGCACUGAGGUAUGUACAUACAUUGACUUGUAGAAUUCUGACAUUUGAAUUUUGUAUACAUCUAUUAUGUUUUUAUACCGUAGAAUUAGAUUUUAUCCCAUAUAAUUCAUUCUUGCUUUCAUAUUUGUUUUUAAAACAUCUAAACCGCAGAAACAUUCCAAGUGUAAUAUUCUCACAUUAUUUCAUAUCUAUUGUAUUUAUAAUAUUAUGUCGCUGAUUUUGGAGCGAAAUAUAUUUAAUGUGACCAUGUUUGAAAUGUGUAUCUUUGAAAGAUAGAACUCCACUGUCUUGUUUGGUGGGGAAGUCGUAAAACUAUGCAAUAACCUAAAGAAAUAUAUCUGGAUCAAAUAAUUAAGUAUUUAUCUCUUGUUUCCUGUGAUAUUAUAAAUUGCAUAUGUCUGAAUAAACAGUCACUUUCACCAUAAAUAAAAAGCAUGUUAUAAUUUGUUUACCAAAUGCAUUCUGGUAGAAUUUAUUUGAAAACAAUCCAGGUUUUAAACAAGAAUGAAUUUAAUAUCUGAAAAUGAGUACCAAUGACAUGAAUUGUUAAAGAUGAGGUAUGACUGACUUUUUUACAUAUAUGUGUUUGUAAAUACAUUGAUAUUGUCUGUAGUGUUAAUAUUUUAGUGUGUAGAUAUGUAAAAUAACUGUAUAAAACUUGUCAAUAUCUUAACUUUCAUUAGUACAAAGUAUCUUGUAUGUCUUUAAAGGGAGACUGUUUUGCAUAUUCAAAUGUUUUGUUUAUGUAUGUACAUUAACGUUUGUUGAUUAUAAACCAAAAAUGUGUGCAUGUAUAUAUAUAGAAAGAAAAUGUAGAGCUAUUGCACUCGCCCCGGCGUCGGCGUCGCCGUUGGUUAAAGUUUUUGAUAAAGUCAAAUAUCUCUGUUACUAUCAAAGCUAUUGACUUGAAACUUAAAAUAGAUAUUUACUAUCAAUGUCUACACCGGGAGAAACAAUCCCCAUAACUCUGAUUUGAAUUUUGACAGAAUUAUGCCCCUUUUUAACUUAGAAUCUUUUGUUUAAGGUUUUUGAUAAAGUCAAAUAUCUCUGUUACUGUCAAAGCUAUUGACUUGAAACUUAAAAUAGUUAUUUACCGUCAAAGUCUACACCAAGAGAAACAAUCCCCACAACUCUGAUUGAAUUUUGACAGAAUUAUGCCCCUUUUUAACUUAGAAUUUUUUGUUAAAAAUUUUGAUAAAGUAAAAUAUCUCUGUUACUAUUAAAGCUUUUGACUUGAAACUCAAAAUAGUUAUUUACUAUCCAAGUCUACACCAGGAGACACAAUUUCCAUAACUCUGAUUUGAAUUUUGACAGAAUUAUGCCCCUUUUUAACUUGGAAUUUUUUUACUGGCAUAGCUCUAAUUCAGAGUCAAGCACUGAGAAAAGUCGAGCGCGCUGUCUUACGGACAGCUCUUGUUUAAUGAAAAUACCCAUGAAUUUUCAUUUUCUGAAUAGAAUUACCUGCAACUAAAGGGUUAAUUCUUUAAUUUUAUUAUUAUUUUAUUACAAAAGUUUAUAAAAAAUGUGACUAAAUAUUUUUCUUUAAAUUUUCAAUAUCUAUGAAAUACAUAACGGAAAUACUGAAUUAUAUGAAUAACUUAAACUUGAAAUAUGAUUUUUUCGAAAUGAAAAAUGAGUUUUACAUACAUGUAGAAGGAUGUUUAACGGGAGUGAUGACACCAAAGUAAUAACUACAAAAUUACAAUUUAUGUAGAUGCUGUAUUAUCACAGGGAUCUAAAAAAAAUUAUUAUUUCUUAUAUAGCUGUAUUCCGUUUUAAAAUUGUUCUAAUUAUUUCAACACGUAAAAUGUUAUCCAUCUCUAACUUACUAUGACGUCAAGCGUUUAAGAACCGUGUCAUUUUUCCAAAAUAUUUAAAUAUAUAUAAAAUUUAGCUUGAUAUUCUAAUCAAGCAGUUUCAGUAUUUCCGUGCAUUUUAGAUAUUGUUCCCACAAGAACAUAGUUAUAAGUAGCAGGAGAAGCUGCAUAUUCUACUUCAUGCGGGAUCAAGUUAGCAACAAAUAUUCUUCAUGAACAAAUUUUUAUUAUAACUUUUUAGCUCACCAGAGCACGAAGUGAUCAAGUGAGCUAUUGUGACCGGUCAUUGUCCGGCGUCCGUCAGCGUGUGUCAUCCGUCGUGCGUCGUCCGUUAAAAUUUGCCUUGUGAACACUCCAGAGGCCACAUUUGUGACCCAAUCUCUAUGAAACCUGGUCAGAAUCUUAGUCCUGAUGAUCACUUGAUCAAGUUUGAAACUGGGUCAUGUGGUGUCAAAAACUAUAUCAGUAGGCCAUAUCAAAGGAAAAGCUUGUUGUUGUUGUUUUGGGUUUAACGCCGUUUUUCAACAGUAAUUCAGUCAUGUAACCUAACCAGUAUUCAUGGAUUCUGAACCAGUACAAACUUGUUCUCCGCAAGUAACUGCCAACUUCCCCACAUGAUGAAUCAGAGGUGGAGGACUAAUGAUUUCAGACACAAUGUCGUUUAUCAAAUAGUCACGGAGAACAUACGCCCCGCCCGAGGAUCGAACUCGCGACCCCGAGAUCCGUAGACCAACGGGAUCAGUAGGACAGAUCAAAGGAAACGUUUGUGAACACUCUAGAGGCCACACUUUUGGCCCAAUAUUUAUGAAACUUGGUCAGGAUGUUUUUCUUUGUGCUUUCUAGAUCGAUUUUGAAUCUGGGUCAUGUGGAAUCAAAAACUAGGUCACCCGGUUAAAUCAAAGGAAAAGCUUGUGAACACAGUUGUGACUCAAUCUUUAUGAAACUGGGUCAGAAUGUUUGUAUUAAUGAUUUCUGAAACUGGGUCAGGUGGGGUCAAAACUAGGCCACUAGGCAUUAUCAAAGGAUUAGCUUGUGAACACUCCAGUUGUGAAGCAAUCUUUAUGAAAUUCGAUCAGAUUCUUUGUCUGGAUGAUCUCUGGUCAAGUUCGAAUCUGGGUCAUGUGGGGUCAAAAACUAGGUCACCCGGUCAAAUCAAAGGAAAAGCUUGUGAACACAGUUGUGACCCAAUCUUUAUGAAAUUCGGUCAGAAUGUUUGCCUUGAUGAUUUCUAGGUCAGUAUUGAAUCUGGAUUUUGUAGGGUCAAAUACUAGGUCAGUAGGCCAGAUCAAGGGAAAAGCUUGUGAGCACUCUAGAGGCCACAGUUGUGACCCAGUAUUUAUGAAACUUUGUCAAAAUGUUUGCCUUGAGGAUCUAUAGCUUAAUUUUGAAACUGGGCCACACUCAAUCUUUAUGAAACUUGGUCAGACUGUUUGUCUUUAUGGUCUCUAGGUAAAGGGUUAAUCUGGAUCAUUUGGGGUCAAAAACUAGGUAACAUAGUCAAAUCAAAGGAAAAGUUUGUUAACAAUCUAAAGGCAACAGUUGUGGCUCAAUCCGUAUGAAUCUUGAUCAGAAUGUUUGUCUUGGUGAUCCCUAGGUUAAAUUAGAAACUGGCUCAUGUGGGGUAAAAAAACUAAGUCAGUAGGCCAGAUAUAGGGUCAUCAUAGCCCUCUUGUUAUUUUUAUGAUAUAUAGCGUUUGAAUUGUAUACUGAUAUGUAUUUUAAACAUUUUGAAUUUUAAUAAAAUGUUAAAAUGCAUUUUUAAAUAACAAAUAUAAUAUAGCGUUUAAAUUGUAUGUUGAUAUGUAUUUUAAACAUUUUGAAUUUUAAUAAAAAUGUUAAAAUGCAAUUUUAAAUUACACUUUGUCUUGUUAGACAAACUGAAAGCACUGUUCCUAAUAUAUAUAAAUUGAGCUAUGUUUUGUUUUAAAUUUCAACAUGUACUUAAGUGUAGCUUGCAUAUCGUAUGAUUUAUUUUGACUUGUUUAUGUUGCAUAUAGCAUAGUCAUGUGCAAUAUUUUCAGGACUGAUUAAUUUCACUUAAGUAUAUUAGAAAGGAGAGACAUACAUUCGGCUCAUCUCAUGUGUGUGUAUAUAUAUAUGACACUUAUGUUACCCAUAAGCUGAUGUUCAAACAAAUGACGUUUAUACGGUAGGUCAUCGGUGUUCUUUAUACAUAUGCAUGAAACAAUAAAGAUUGAAAACUA